Drosophila guanche is the source of this 656-nucleotide messenger RNA. RefSeq lists its product as uncharacterized. The transcript is spliced from 2 exons. The coding region runs from base 9 to 584 and encodes 191 amino acids. The record is from RefSeq and is a predicted model, not a curated record. NCBI's taxonomy places the organism in Eukaryota, Metazoa, Arthropoda, Insecta, Diptera, Drosophilidae.
UUGGCCGCAUGCAAAUCUUCAUUUUCUGCACCUGCGCCGUCAUUCAGGUGUACGUGACCAACGAGCAGCUCGGACUGGUGUUGGUUUUGGCGGGUGCCACCUGUGAGAUGGCCAUUCACGAUCAUCGCUUGUCGUGGCUUUAUUCGGCGGUUAUUUCUGGACAGAUUGUGAUCAGUCCCUAUAUGGGCUACAAGGCGGAUGAAAUUGGGCGACGCAAGAUGCUUCUCAUAACGCUGAUUCUCAGUGUGUUGUGCUCCCUGCUGUCUGCUUUCAGGCAGGUAUCGCCUCGCUACUGCUGGCCCUCAAGUUGCACCACAGAAUCGCCAACGAUUACGCACUCACCAGCUGGCGUGUGCUGGUUCUGUUCAAUCUGCUGCCUAGCCUCUUUGGCAUUGUCUCGCUAUUUUUGUUGCCAGAGAGUCCCAAAUAUUACCUGGCCGUCGAUGAGCAGGAAAAGGCCAUGGCCAUGGCAAGGGCAAGGGCAAGGCUGUGACCCUCUCCAGUCUGGGUGUGGAGUCUGUCACGCAGCCGCGACUGCCCGAGAAAAAGAUCCAUCGAAGUGCCUUGGCCCGGCAGUGGUAUGACGUGCUUCCCCUCCUGCGUGGCGUUUAUUUCCGGUAUUUUGCUUUGGCCUCCGCUGUCAUUUUUGUAUUCUU